Molecule: messenger RNA, 3786 nt
Organism: Pteropus alecto (black flying fox)
Lineage: Eukaryota; Metazoa; Chordata; Mammalia; Chiroptera; Pteropodidae
Exons: 3
Coding region: 740-1660 (306 amino acids)
Source: RefSeq, a predicted model, not a curated record
AUGAGAACAAUAGGCCUGGAAUAGGCUUUAGAGACCAUUCGGUCCCACCUUCUCCUUUUCCAGUGACUAACUGAGGACCAGGUCAUUUGGCAAGCUAAUAACACAACAAACUCAUUUUUUUCAUCUGUCAAAUAAUCAACAGCCAGUAUUUACAGAGAGUUUACAGCAUGCUAAGGGUUCAACUUUGUGGGGCAGGAAUUCUUAUUAUCCAGGUAACAGAUGAGGAAUUUGAGGCUCAGAUAAGGGAAAUGACUCAGAUGAGGAAUUUGAGGCUUAGACAAGGUCUUAGAGCUGGUAGAACCAGUCAGAAGGAGGACCUCACUGCUAAAUUCCUCUCUGGGAAGACAAAGGCUUUUACCUCACAAUGUUAUCGGAAGGAUCCAGCCAUCUAGAGCACAUUUACGGGAAGAAAAAAAUUGUCAGCAGCUGCUUCCAUAGUGGGGGCACAGCAGGAGGAAAACACCUUCAUAUGGAAGGUGACCUUCACCUACUCCGCCCCAGGUGAGAGGCAAGGGAGCAACUUUUCAGGGUACAAAGAAGAACUGGAAAUGUCCACUUUGGCAUCAGCAGCCUGAAGGAAACAGCAGAGAAACUCAGAUUGGAGAACAUUCUCCCAAACAACCUGCCUGCGCUCUUCGAAAACGCCAGUGUUUUCCUACAGCCAGGCCACCCUGAACAAGCCCAAUCCCGUCUGAUCUCGGAAGCUAAGCAAGGUCGCGCCCAGUUAGUACUCGGAUCGAUGAGAGACCACCUAGGAAGACCAGGUGAUGUAACCAGCCUCCAGGGGAGCAGUUCAGUGCCACGAAGCUUUAUCCACCCAGCCUGGACAAUGUCUAGACGCCAGGUGAGCCAUCCCAACACUUACAGCCGCUCGAACCAUCCCAACGUGUCCUUUCCGGCCCGGACAUCAGGCUGGUCCCACUGCCCCAAUGCGACCAGGGCUAACAACUUUAAACGUCCCCACACUCCAAGUGCCUCGGAGUUUAGCAACUACAGCAGCCCUUCGGAGCAGUCUGACAGCCCCAGCUCCCCCAACUUUCCAGUGAGGAAUAUCUGCAUGGGCCGGCCAUACAACUCCAAGUGUGUAGAGUCAAGCCACCUGGCUAACCACCCCAAGUUUGCCAAAAAGCCCACUUGGCAUAGCAGCCCCCACUGCUUGCUUUGCACAGAUCAUCCCUCGGGCCCCUCUGGCCCCACCUUCCUGGACCAACUCAUCAAAGGCAUCAACUACCUUGACAGAUCCACCAAUGCCUUCUACAACAACUACCCUAAAUCACUGAGCCUACCAAGGCUUGCAGCCAACUACCUAGAACGUGCUGCCAACUCCAUCCACCUGGACCACCCAGACCACUCCUUCACCCGCAGUUACUCCAACCCCAGGAACAGCAUGGCUGCCUCUGACAACAGCAGCACCUGCAUGGUGCCACGCACCAAGGGAGUCAAUACUACAGAUGAGUCCAUCAACAUGAGUUGCCCACGCCGGCUUCAUAGCCGGAAUCUCACUCCCAUGCUGCCUCAUAGGCAAGGGAUAAAGUUGCCCGAGCUCCCUUUAUUUGGCAACGGGAUCUUUUCUUUAGGUCGUCUGCCCAGGCUCUGGGAAGCAAUCCGCUCAGGCUGGAGUGCCCCUGAGCCCAUCUCUAAACCCAGUAGCUGGUGGUGACAUCAACACCAACCGUGAAGUGGACUCAUGUCCAUCAGGCUGCAGGUGUGGAAAAUAAAUUGUCUGUGGCAAAAUGUUCCUUCCAAGGUUCUGUUGAGGGGAAAUGGCCAUUUAGGUUGGAGGUUAUAAAUUCCAAGACCUACAGGCCUGGGCAGUUAAAAAUUAAUGGGUGAAUUGGUGGUAGUAAGGAGAGGCGGACACUGUGUCUGAGUGGAGAGGGAAUACCUGGUCUAAACCCAGCUCUCAAAUGGGUUGUCACCUUUUCACGAAAAGCCAAGAAUCUGAGUUUUAUAUGUUAGCAACAGAUUCGAAAAUAUCAUGAUGCUCUGUGGGCUGAACAGAAAUACUUGCUAGCUGAAUGCGAAGCCACAAGUCUCAGUUGGGAAUCUCUGGGUUUUACCUUGUAUGGACCACUGGGGACAUUCCUAGUCUCCUUUGGCCUCAGUUUCCUAGUCUCCCUUGGCCUCAGUUUCCCCAUGUGAAGAAAUAGGCUGGCUGUUUAUACCCAACCCCCAUCUGUACCCUUCUUCUUCCAGGCUCGUGGUCGAUUUUAGCACAGCCACAUGUGAGCAGAAAGGUAGCAUAAUGAUAAGGAUAGUAAACUGAUAUAGAGCACUUAUAUGUGGCAGGCACUGUUCUAAGUGCUUUACACAUUUAUUCUUUUAAAGGUAUGGUUUUGAUGACCAAGACCUAAGGUGGAUGUAGAGAAAACUUUAGGAUGGCUAGUGUGAGAUGCAUUGGAACAGGCAACUAGGGAUAGCAACAGGUGGAAGAGUAGCCCUUCCUGGAAAAUCUCUGAAAAGAAUGGUUUUGUCCAAGCCAGGUGAGGGCUGGAGGGUCAGAAUGAGGUGGUCCCACAUUUCUUUCCGGGAAUGUUUGGGAAAAUGUUCCUGGGCCACUGGGGGCUCCAAACCUUCAGACUCAACUGAUUUGAGUGCUGAGAAAUUGGGCCCCACAAGGGACCUAGGUAUCUAUCAUCCCACUGAUGACUCUGGAGACCAGGCUUUCAGCCUAGUUCUGCUACUCUCCUGCCUUGAGAGCUCGGGCACAUCAUCUCCCCUCCCCAGGCCUGUUUCCUCUUCUCUAACAUGAGUCGAGUAGCUUUGAUGAUCUCUAAGAGCCCUUAGACUCUGAUAUUUCUGAGUCUCCCCUUCUGGUCCCAAGACAGGCCUGGAGCCUCCUGAGCUGAGAAUUGAGAGUGCUCCCCUCCCCCAAGAACUCAGGCCUCCUGAGUCCUGAGUCAUCUUCCCGGGCUACUCAGUGGGCCAUUUCAGGCCACAGGGCCUAUUUCUGUGUGGCUCUGAACCUCAGGCCCAGUCCUUUCUGGCUGGAGCUUUUCUGCCUUGAAAAUAUGGGAGCCGAUAGCAGCUCAGAAUGUGGAAUGUGGCUGACCUUGAAAUAAUGCAGAACCUGGAGGUCUACAAGAUUCCAUGGCUCUUGGAGGAGAUGGCUUGCUGUGGCCUAGCAGAGAAGGUGGCAGACCUGAAUAUCUCUUCCAUGAGAUCACUGCAGUGGUCCUAGGGUGGGAGGAAGGAAAGAGGUACUGACCCCCCCAGCCCACUGAAUUCACCUUCACUUCUAUUCCAUCUCUUGGAGCCCAAAGCUCAGCAGGGCACGCACUCCUUUCUCUGUCUCUGGCAUCCCUUCGCUCCCCAGGGAGAAGACUUUGGCCUUUGUCUGAGGGGUCCUCAGCCCCCCAGUGACCCAUUCCCCCCGUGAACGUUCGCAAGAAUACAGCUUGUUAGAGUCCAUUUGGGGCCAACUUAAGAGGUCUUUCAAAAGUGUCCUGAUUCCCAAAUCCUCUAUUUGGCCACUUGAAGCCAGCCCUUUCUUGCUCUAAGUCCGUAUUUGCAUAGGUGUCGUCCCUAACUCUCCUGGAGAUGCCUACGUCAAAAAUGGUCCAAUUUCCUUUAAUCAGAGAAUAAGACCCUUGCCUAGGACACUGCUUUUGAGGUCUCCAGUAUCUAGCCCAGUUUCAGCUCACAAUGGGAGCUCAAUUAUUAUAUUGAUAUUGAUUACAGGGCCCAACGAUAUUGAUUAGGUGCUCAGUAAUGACAACUACUAUUAAGAACAUUUACAGUAUCUUGCAUGCAAUGGAUUUUCAAUAAACGAUAAUAAUGAUAACA